CCCGUGUGCCACCCGCUUGCCCCUUCACCGCGCCACACGUACACUAACCAACACCGGCCAGGAUCCGACGCGACGCCUUUGGAAACUGGAAUAUCCCCCCACCCGUAACCGUCUCCUCCCCAGCUCCAACCAUUUCUCCCGUCCUCCUCCUCCUCCGCCCCGACCUCGCUCGCCCGCCCGCCCGCCUCCGCCUCCGCCAAUGGCGACCUCCACGCGGGCGUUGCUCCUCCUCCCCCUCCUCCUCCUCUUCCUCCUCUCCCGCUCCCUCUCCCUCCGCGCCGAUCCCGGCGCCGCCGUGUCCAGGAUCGCCUUCGGCUCCUGCGCCAACCAGAGCGCGCCCCAGCCCGUGUGGGAGGCCGUCGUGGGGUUCGACCCGCAGGUGUUCAUCUGGCUCGGGGACAACGUGUACGGCGACAACAAGAGGCCGUUCCGGGUGUUCGGGAGGGAGAGGACGGUGGGGCCGUGGAGGAACGUGCCGCGGUUCUACCCGUCGACGGAGGCCGAGCUGCGGAGGCGCUACGAGAUGGCCAAGGCCAAGCCCGGGUACGCCAAGCUCAGGGAGAGGGCUCAGGUUAUUGGAACAUGGGAUGAUCACGAUUAUGGACUGAAUGAUGCAGGAAAAGAGUUUGGUGGGAAGGUGACCUCUCAAAGGCUUCUAUUAGAUUUUCUGGAUGAAGCUGAAGAUAGUUCACGGAGGCAGCAAGCUGGUGUUUAUGCCUCCUACAUGUUUGGCCCUGAAGGAAAACGGGUAAAGGUAAUUCUGUUGGACACCAGAUAUCACAGAGACCCUCUAUCAAGUGAUGGAGCUGUACUGGGAGAUCCUCAGUGGCAAUGGCUGGAGAGGGAACUGCAUGGUCCUCGAUCAGAGAUCACCAUCAUUGGAUCUUCAAUACAAGUAAUAUCAAAUCUAUCUGCCACCACUGGACCUUUGUUCUAUGUGGAGUCAUGGGCACGCUUUCCAAGGGAAAGAGAACGACUGUUCAGACUGAUCGAUAGCAGUAAGAGAAAUGGAGUGUUUUUUAUCAGCGGUGAUGUUCAUUUUGGAGAAAUUUCUCGUUAUGACUGUGGAGCUCAAUAUCCAUUGUAUGAUAUUACCUCAAGUGGUCUUACCCAAUCUGUUGAGAAUUCCGUGCCAUCAGUAUUUCAACCACUUAUGAGACUUGUGGCUUUGUUGACACCAACUACCUUGCGAGUCUUUAGCCCUAACUGUCGUUACAAAUCAUGCACAUAUGGUCAACCAAACUUUGGAGCAAUCGAAAUAGAUUGGAAUGCAGUGCCUCCCCAGAUUAAACUCGAACUAAGAGAUGUAGAGGGAAACUCUGUUGGUGGUGUGGAGUUUCCUAUAUCUGAACUGGAUCCAUCAAAAGCACAUGCCAUUACAAAACAAGGGCAUUCGUACCAACGGCAUUGCGCUCUCGAAACAGAGCUUCCAUGGCUAGUGUGGCACCGUCUUGCUCUGUUGUUGUUUGGUACAAUUGCUGUUCUUGUCAUAGCCGUGGUGUUGCUAGGAAUUACCUGCUUAUCAGCUGCUAAUAUUUUCACCAAGAAAUCCAAGAUGGAAUAGCCAUAAGGUACAGAGGACAGAAGCAGACACUUCAGUCUAACUACAGAUGGAAAAGCUGAUCACACCGUCCAUGGACGUUCCAGUGCCUAGAACAACCAUGAGAUUUCAAUACCAAUAUAACCCAUUGCGCAGCCUGUUACGCAUCACAAGUUUUAUGAAUGUAACUAACAAUCUGUAUACGUGUAUAGCAUGUUUAGAAAUUUCUCAUGUCAAUUUCGUUGCUUUAUGGUGAAUAGGAUGACUGUUGUCUAUUCUCUGACCCCUCUUACAUCAUUGAAGUAGGCUCCGUUUGAACAUGCAUCUGUUUCUGUUUGAACAUUGAAGAUCAUUCGUUUUGUCCGUUUAGAAAGACAUGAAAGAGCUGGUAGCCUGGCAUGUCGUCCGGCUUCAAA
Molecule: messenger RNA, 1956 nt
Organism: Oryza sativa Japonica Group (Japanese rice)
Lineage: Eukaryota; Viridiplantae; Streptophyta; Magnoliopsida; Poales; Poaceae
Source: RefSeq, a predicted model, not a curated record